CACAAUCUUUGACAGCACAGUCUUCCACAGCACAAACGUCUACAGCACAAUCUUCUAUAGCGCAGUCUUCUACAGCGCAAUCUUCUGUGGCACAAUCUACAACAGCACAAACUUCUACAGUACAAUCUUCUUCAGUGCAGUCUUCGAAAGCACAAUCUUCCACAGCGCAAUCUUCUACUGCACAAUCGUCUACUGCGCAAUCUUCCUCAGCACAAUCUUCUACAGUACAACCUUCUACAGGGCAAUCUUCCACAGCACAACCUUCUACAAUAAAAUUGCAUUCGUCCACAGCACAACCUUCCACAGUACAAUCUUCUACAACGCAAUCUUCGACAGCGCAAUCUUCUACAGCACAAUCUUCCACAGCACAACCUUCCACAGUACAAUCUUCCACAGCACAAUCUUCUACCAUGCAAUUUUCCACAGCACAAUCAUCCUCAGUGCAAUCUUCAACAGCUCAAUCUUCUACA
This is a messenger RNA of Chiloscyllium plagiosum (whitespotted bambooshark), 470 nucleotides long. NCBI's taxonomy places the organism in Eukaryota, Metazoa, Chordata, Chondrichthyes, Orectolobiformes, Hemiscylliidae. The record is from RefSeq and is a predicted model, not a curated record.